Molecule: messenger RNA, 996 nt
Organism: Symbiodinium pilosum
Lineage: Eukaryota; Dinophyceae; Suessiales; Symbiodiniaceae
Source: the annotation of a GenBank genome assembly
AUGGAGGCAGGAGCACGUGCGUGCCGGCGUGUCCUCGAGGUGGGAGCACGAGUGUUCAAGCGUGGGCGCGGUCACGGGGUGGUGGCUUUGGACAACGAAGACGGCACUUGGAACGUGGAGUUUGAUGACGAUGGUGCCGAGGGUGAUUUCAAACCCGAGGACCUUGUGCUUGCAGACGAUCUGCGCUGGGCCCCUGCCGGUGCUUGCGUUGUUCCCUUUCCAUGGACAACACCUAAAGCUGAGGGUCACACUAGGUUCGUUUGCUUCAGUGACACUCAUGGCCUACACGACCUGAUCCCUCGUCAGCACAAGCCAGCCGCUGAUGUGCUCCUACAUGCAGGUGACUUCACAAACACAGGCGAGAUGGAGCAAGUGAGUAGCUUCGCCGAUUGGGUGGGAGCAUACCCUGCCAGGGACAAGGUAGUCAUUGCCGGAAAUCACGACAUUACGCUCCAUGAAGACUACUACAAGUCUCGUGGCGCUGCACGAUUUCAUCAACGAGGCGCAUAUGACUGCAGCAAGGUACGUCAGGUCCUCACUGGCUUCACAUACUUAGAGGAUGCUUCUGUGGAGAUAUGUGGCUACAAGAUCUACGGCACACCAUGGCAACCAGACUUCUGUGACUGGGCCUUUAACUUGCCCAGGGGAAAAGAGAUUCGCGAGAAAUGGGAGGCCAUCCCAGGUGAAACAGACAUCCUCCUGGUGCAUGGACCGCCUGCGGGUCAUGGGGAUCGUUGUCGCCAUGGCAGGGUCGGCUGCCAGGACCUCCUGGAGGAGGUGCAAAGACGGACUAUCUCAGUGGUGGUGGCUGGCCACCUUCACGAGGAUCAUGGGACCACCACUGACGAGGUUACGUUGUUUGUGAAUGCUUCGACCUGCACCUCCGAGUACAAUCCUACCCAGCGACCCAUUGUUUUCGACCUUCCCCCCCGGGAGCAGCUCCGAAGUGCCACUGAAACUGCCGCCCUGCGUCGCAUUGCUGGCGCUGGCGCUUGA